GACGUUUUUUUUCCACUUCCAGUGUUUUACAAUUACAUCUGAUUUGCUGAGCUGACCCCAGUCAGACAUUGAUCCUUCAAUCCAGCUGCGACUCCAACUCUCAGAGCCCCCAUGAGGAAACGAGAUUUAGCUAUUCUUAUGCUCUCUGCUUUCGCCAUAUUCUUCUCUCUUCAGCACGAGGGAGAUUUUUCGUUUAGAGAAGCGUGGUAUCAUUUAUCCGAUGAAUACCCGAUCAAAUACGAAGCUGAACGUCUCCCCCCGCCUCUCGUUGCCGAUCUGAAUGGCGACGGAAAAAAGGAAAUCCUCGUCGCCACUCACGAUGCCAAAAUUCAGGUAUUAGAGCCACACGCACGGCGUGUUGAUGAAGGAUUCAGUGAAGCGCCUUUGCUGGCAGAGGUGUCUUUGUUGCCUGAUAAGAUCAGGGUUGCUUCUGGUAGACGUCCCGUAGCCAUGGCCACCGGUGUUAUAGAUCGAAUUUAUAAGUCUGGGCAACCUCAGAAACAGGUCCUGGUUGUUGUUACUUCGGGUUGGUCUGUUAUGUGUUUUGACCAUAAUCUCACAAAGUUAUGGGAGAAUAAUUUGCAGGAGGAUUUUCCACAUAAUGCGCACCAUAGAGAGAUUGCAAUUUCGAUAAGUAAUUACACCUUGAAGCAUGGGGAUUCAGGUUUAGUCAUUGUUGGUGGGAGGAUGGAAAUGCAGCCCCAUUUAUACCUAGAUCCUUUUGAAGAAAUUGGGAUGGCAGAACGAAGUGCCGAGCAGCAUAGAAGAAGUGCAAAUGAAAAGGAGGCUUCUGAAAACUCUGGAACUGUGAAUUUACGUCAUUUUGCUUUUUAUGCAUUUGAUGGACGAAAAGGUGGACUUCGAUGGUCUAGAAAGAACGAGAAUAUUGAAGAACAUUCUUCAGAUUCAUCACAGCUAAUUCCACAACAUAACUACAAGCUUGAUGUGCAUGCUCUGAACACUCGUCAACCUGGUGAGUUUGAAUGCAGGGAAUUUAGAGAAUCAAUCCUUGGAGUUAUGCCACAUCAUUGGGAUAGGAGAGAAGAUACUUUGUUGAAGUUGUCACAUUUCAAGCGACAUAAGAGGAAAACAUUGAAAAGAGUACCUGGAAAGUCAACAACAUAUCCUUUUCAUAAGCCUGAGGAACACCAUCCUCCAGGGAAGGAUGAUUCAAAAAAAAUUUCAAACUUGAUUGGAAAAGCUGCCAAGUAUGCCAGUUCAGCAAAAUCUAAGAAGCCAAUGGCUUAUAUUCCAACCAUAACAAACUACACCCAGCUCUGGUGGGUUCCUAACGUUGUUGUGGCCCAUCAAAAGGAAGGGAUAGAAGCUGUUCAUUUGGCAUCUGGUCGAACUGUAUGCAAGCUUCAUCUUCAAGAAGGAGGCCUUCAUGCUGAUAUCAAUGGAGAUGGAGUCCUGGAUCAUGUCCAGGCUGUUGGUGGAAAUGGUGCUGAGCAGACUGUUAUUAGUGGAUCAAUGGAGGUGCUGCGACCUUGUUGGGCUGUGGCAACCUCUGGAGUACCAGUUCGAGAACAACUAUUUAAUGCUUCAAUAUGUCAUCAUUCCCCUUUCAAUUUAUUCCAGCAUGGAGAGUUCUACAGAGGUUUUGGUCGAAGUAGUCAUGUUGCUUCUUUAGAAGUUGCAACACCCAUUCUGAUCCCCAGAAGUGAUGGACAUAGGCAUCGUAAGGGGAGCCAUGGUGAUGUUAUUUUCUUGACAAAUCGAGGAGAGGUAACUGCAUACUCUCCUGGCUUGCAUGGACAUGAUGCUGUUUGGCAAUGGCAGCUCCUGACAGAUGCUACAUGGUCAAAUCUUCCUUCACCUUCAGGGAUGAUGGAAGGCGGUAUGGUGGUUCCAACAUUCAAGUCGAUCUCAUUGCGUGUGCAUGACAAUCAGCAAAUGAUCCUUGCUGCUGGAGACCAAACAGGUGUAAUUAUUUCUCCUGGAGGAAGUGUAUUAACAUCAAUCGAUCUUCCUGCUCCGCCCUCCCAUGCCCUGAUUGCCGAGGACUUCUCGAAUGAUGGGCUCACUGACCUUAUUCUCGUAACCUCAAGUGGAGUAUAUGGUUUUGUCCAGACACGACAACCCGGUGCCCUCUUUUUCAGCACACUGGUUGGUUGCCUUUUACUUGUGAUGGGAGUACUCUUUGUCACUCAACACUUAAAUUCAAUGAAGGGUAAACCUCGUGCUUCAUCUGGUCCACGGUGAAAAAGCAGGUUCGUUUUAUAGUCUUGACUACCAAAGAUCACCCGACAGUUGAGUGAAAGAUGGCUGUAAUAGAAGUUACAACACUCUGGAAUUCCAAGAGAUCGAAGAUUUUUAGGCUUAUAGUUCUCGACUUUGUAUGAUUUAUGUUAUGCAGAUUUGGAUUGAGAAUGGAGGUGGAUCAUGUAACUUGUUUUGAAGUUAAAGAAAGUUUUACCAUAAA
Gossypium raimondii (Peruvian cotton) is the source of this 2425-nucleotide messenger RNA. RefSeq lists its product as uncharacterized. NCBI's taxonomy places the organism in Eukaryota, Viridiplantae, Streptophyta, Magnoliopsida, Malvales, Malvaceae. The coding region runs from base 112 to 2205 and encodes 697 amino acids. The transcript is spliced from 13 exons. The record is from RefSeq and is a predicted model, not a curated record.